Cercocebus atys (sooty mangabey) is the source of this 3600-nucleotide messenger RNA. RefSeq names its product pantothenate kinase 3 (gene PANK3). Gene Ontology annotation, molecular function: ATP binding; pantothenate kinase activity. The record is from RefSeq and is a predicted model, not a curated record. The transcript is spliced from 7 exons. The coding region runs from base 16 to 1614 and encodes 532 amino acids. Gene Ontology annotation, cellular component: nucleus; cytosol. Lineage: Eukaryota; Metazoa; Chordata; Mammalia; Primates; Cercopithecidae. Gene Ontology annotation, biological process: coenzyme A biosynthetic process.
GGAGGAGGGGCCGGGAUGCAUCCUGGGCUUUGUAGUCCACCUGCACAACUACAGCCAGAGAGCGGGGCCUCACGACGUGGAGAACUACAAUCCCCAGCAGCCAGGCGGAAGUGGAGCGAGGGGGGCUCGCAUCACGUGGGCGUUCGGCCUGGGCGGGCUAUUUCUCAGUGCGGCUGCGGCGGCGGCGGCGGCGGCGGCGGCGGCGGCGGCUCCCGGGACCGGGGCCUUUUGUUUGGAGCGGCUGCGGGGAGGCCCCGGAGCGGCGAGGCCGGCGGCCUUCCCCAGCUUGCUCGGUCCCGGUCGCCCCUCGCGGGGGUGGGGGGCCGCCCCCUGGGCCGGGCAUCUGCUCAGGCGCCGCCGCCCCGCCCUAGGCCGGCCCCGCCCGGCCUGAGGGGAGGAACCGGCCGGGCCUCGCCGCGAGGCCCAGCCACCUCCGGAGUCGCAGUCUCUGCUCUCAGUGCUCCGGAUCGGAGGCCGUCCCUCGCCCCUCGGGCCGACGCCAUGAAGAUCAAAGAUGCCAAGAAACCCUCUUUCCCAUGGUUUGGCAUGGACAUUGGGGGAACUCUAGUAAAGCUCUCAUACUUUGAACCUAUUGAUAUCACAGCAGAGGAAGAACAAGAAGAAGUUGAGAGUUUAAAAAGUAUUCGGAAAUAUUUGACUUCUAAUGUAGCAUAUGGAUCCACCGGCAUUCGGGAUGUACACCUUGAACUGAAGGAUUUAACACUUUUUGGCCGAAGAGGGAACUUGCACUUUAUCAGGUUUCCAACCCAGGACCUGCCUACUUUUAUCCAAAUGGGAAGAGAUAAAAACUUCUCAACAUUGCAGACGGUGCUAUGUGCUACAGGAGGUGGUGCUUACAAGUUUGAAAAAGAUUUUCGCACAAUUGGAAACCUCCACCUGCACAAACUGGAUGAACUUGACUGCCUUGUAAAGGGCUUGCUGUAUAUAGACUCUGUCAGUUUCAAUGGACAAGCCGAGUGCUAUUAUUUUGCUAAUGCCUCAGAACCUGAGCGAUGCCAAAAGAUGCCUUUUAACCUGGAUGAUCCCUAUCCACUGCUUGUAGUGAACAUUGGCUCAGGAGUCAGUAUUUUAGCAGUCCAUUCCAAAGACAACUAUAAACGAGUGACUGGGACAAGCCUUGGAGGGGGUACCUUUCUGGGUUUAUGCAGUUUAUUGACUGGCUGUGAAAGUUUUGAAGAGGCUCUUGAAAUGGCAUCCAAAGGUGAUAGCACACAAGCUGACAAGCUGGUCCGUGAUAUUUAUGGAGGAGAUUACGAAAGAUUUGGUUUGCCAGGUUGGGCUGUAGCAUCUAGUUUUGGGAAUAUGAUUUAUAAGGAGAAGCGAGAAUCUGUUAGUAAAGAAGAUCUGGCAAGAGCUACUUUAGUUACUAUCACCAAUAACAUUGGUUCUGUGGCACGAAUGUGUGCUGUUAAUGAGAAAAUAAACAGAGUUGUCUUUGUUGGAAACUUUUUACGUGUCAAUACCCUCUCAAUGAAACUUCUGGCGUAUGCACUGGAUUAUUGGUCAAAAGGUCAACUAAAAGCAUUGUUUCUAGAACAUGAGGGAUACUUUGGAGCAGUUGGUGCACUUCUUGGGCUGCCAAAUUUCAGCUAAAGCAUCAGGUCUCUCUCUCUGCUAAUAAAUGUCGUCCAAGAGGAACUAAAACCAGAGGCAUUAUUACUGCAUUGUUUGUCACUGGGAACCAAAGGAUAGAAGAGUAGCAUAAGCUGCUGAAUGUUGCCAUAUUAAAGGAGAGAACUUGGUAACGUGAAGUAUUUCUCAUUGAAAUGCUUUCCCUUUUGUAUAUAGCCAGUGUUAAAUCCUUAAAUGCAAUACAGCCUCUGAUUAUUGAGCUUCCUCUUAAAAAGAUUUUUAAAUUUUAUGUAGCCAACAUUGCAGUACUGUAUGCUCAAACACAAAUCUUAAAGUCUCGGAAAUGUUUAGCUUAUGAAAAUAAUCGACUCUGAAUAUUUGUUACAAGUCUGUUUUAUGUUUUGAUUACUAGUGAGCAGAAAAUAACAUACCCUGUAUCCAAAAUUAUUGAAAUGGCAAUCAAAGAUGAUCAUUUUUAUGUGAUUUUAGAAAUGUUAAGGCAAUACUACUAAUUAUUGUAGGUUUUUUUUUUUUUUAACAUAUCACCCAAAGCAUGUAUGUGAUCUUUCCCCAUAAGUAUCUUUUCUCAAAUGCCAUAAUUAACUGAAAUACUAUUAUUAAAUUUUCAUGAGAAUUCUGAAAUGAAUCCUGGGAAAUGCACAUUUGGUCAUGUUGCACUUUCUGUAUUUUACAGGAAUUAGUCAGUACACGUUGAAAUGUUUAACAUUUUAAGAUUGGAUGCUUAAUUACUGGGAGUCGGUCUAAUGAAGUCCUGGGACUAUUGUAAUGGAAUAUGAUUUGAGUUCACUGUGCUCUUUUUUGUUUGUCUGUUUUGAUCAUAUGUACAUUAGGAGCUUUUAUUUUAAAACAACCACAGUGACAUUAAUAAUAGAAAAAUCAUAUGGAAAUAUUCACAGUCUAGUCACUGAAAAAUGGGAAAACCUCUACCAUGCCUUAUUAUCACCCUUCGCCGUUUGAGGAGCCAGAAAUAGAGGUGCGGUUAGAGAAAGGUCACCUUUUCCAACAAAACUCACUCCAUAGCCAUGUGGAUUUUUAUCCAAAGGCUCAACCACCAGAGGGAAUGGUGAGAACUGAUAACUAAAAUCCUGUUACUGGCAAGGGUUUGAAAUGUGUAAGAACCUAGGAGGGAAAGGAAGAUUGAGCAACAUAGGUAAAGGGGAAGAGAGGCUGUCACCAAGGUCCAAUCUCCAUUUAUAAAAAUAGUGCAAAACCAGGAGUUGAUUAUAGAAGCGCCCAUGAUCCAUGGCAGGAAUAAAUCCCUUCACCUCCUCUAACUCUAUGAAAACUCUAGAGUUGGAGCAAGUCUUCCAUUUGCUUCUUAUCCCCUUAAAAUAAUGCCUUCCACUCCCCCACAGCCCCCAUCAAAGGAACCCCCACAAGAGGCCACCAUGCUCUGAUCUCACUCUUUCCUAUUCCGCUUGCCUGAAUCUGGAGUGGGGUUGAGCCCUCUGCCCUCAUCCUUAAGAUUUAGGAAGUUCUUUCCCCAGCUGUCUAACUUGGAAAGGUAGAUGAGUCUGAAUUUUGAAGUUCCGAAUGCAAAUUCCACUCAGCAGACGCAGUGUUACUUAUGUACAUAGGAAUAGUGGGAUGAGUUUUAAUAGAUUCUAUCCAAAAGGGUUUUUUCCCUCUUACUUCCUCUAUGUGGGAAGAUGUGUCUUGGGCAACUUUAUCAGUAUCAAUGGAAAAAUGAUAGGCACUACAGUGAAAUGGCAGGAUGCCAAUAUGAGAUCUUUCAGGAAUAAUAAGAAAUACAGUUUGUUUGUAUAAAAUAAACUAGCUCAAAUAAGAAAGUUUUUCAAGGACACUGAUAGUGUUCAUUUGUAAGAGGUAGUUCUAGAACCACACUGUCCAGUACAGCAGCUACUACCCAUAUGUAGCUGUUGAGCAUUUGAAAUGUGGUUAGUCUGAAUUGAAAUGUGCUCUUAAGUGUAAAAUAUACACUGAUUUUUGAAGACUAGGGACAAUAAAAGGUUAAAUAUCUCCUAA